AUGAAUCAUAUAAAUUUUUUUAGAUAUUUCUCUGAAAAAAAUAGACAAAAAAAUAUUAUUCCUUCAGAUGAAUCUCAUUCAAUACCAAUGCAAAAAAAUGAUUUCAAAAAAUAUUUUAAUUUUAUAAUUACAAAAAAAAAAAAAAAAGAAAAGAAUAAAGACAAAAUUAAUGAACUGAAUAAUGACGAUAAAGUAUUUAACGAAUCCAUUGUUAAUACAUUUCAAGAAAAACCUUUAAUGUAUGACAAAAAUAAUGACACUAAUGCAAAGAUAAUUAAAAAUAGAUACAGCGAAAAAUCAAAACAAGUUGAUGCUAUGUUAAAACAAGGUAAUAAAUACUCAAAUAGAAAAAGUCAUGUCAUUGAAGGAACUAAAUUAUUAAAGAUUAAGGAGUAUAAAAAUAAAAAAGGAAAAUUAUAUAAAAUACUUUUUUUGAAAAAAAACAAUUAUAAAAAUGAAAAGAGAGAAGAUAUUUUAAAGGAAAGUGUUAACCAUCAAAUUGUUCCAUCAGAAAAUCAAAUAAAUGAUUUUAAAAAUAUAUUAGAUAAAGAAAGUUUAAAUGAUUCAGAAGAAAGGAAUAAUAUGUAUAAUAUAUUUAUUAAAAAAGGAAAAGAGUUAAAUAACUUGGAUAAAUACAAGGUUAAUAAGCAUUUUUUAUAUAAUAAUAUGUUAUAUAGUAAGAGUCUAUCAGAUGAAGAAAAAAAAAUAAAUAAAAAAUAUAUAAACAGAAAUAAAAAAGAAAAUAUAAAUUUUAUAUUUAAUCAGGAAAGCUAUAAAACUAGUUAUUGGAAUUUCAUAAAUAAUUCAAAAAAAAAACUAAACGUUCAUAGUAGUGUUAAUGAAAGAAAUGAUUAUAUUUCAAAAAUAAAUAAAAAAUACAAUUUUGAUGAUAAAAGCAAAAGUGAGGACAAAAAGGAAAAAAUAUUUUAUAAAGAUAAUAUGGCUAAUUGUACUUUGAAUAGAAAUAAUAAAUUAAUGAUAAAUGAUGAAUGUUUAUAUAAGCAUGAUGAAGAUGAAGAGUUAAGAAAAAGGAAAUUAAGAAAAUCAGUUUCAUUAACCAAUGAAAAAAAAAAAAAAAUGAGACCUGAAAGUUUUAUUUUUUUAAAGGUUAUAGGGAAAGGAUCAUAUGGUAAAGUAUUGCUAGUAAAGCACGUUCAAAAUAAUAAGUUAUAUGCAAUGAAAAUAUUGAGAAAAGAAAAUAUAAUAUCAAAAAAUCAAUUAGAACACACAAAAAUAGAAAGAAAUGUAUUAAAAUGUGUUUCUCAUCCCUUUAUAGUGAAAUUAUAUUACGCUUUUCAAACAUCUAAAAAGUUAUACUUCAUAUUAGAAUAUUGCCCUGGUGGAGAAUUAUUUUUUCAUUUAUCGAAAUUAAGAGAGUUUUCUGAAGAAGUAGCUAAAUUUUAUUCAUCUGAAAUUAUUUUAGCUUUACAAUAUUUACACAACUUAAAUAUUAUAUAUAGAGAUUUAAAACCUGAAAAUGUUUUAUUAGAUGAACUUGGCCAUAUAAGACUAACUGACUUUGGAUUAUCAAAAGAAGGAAUUACUGAUAACAAUUCAGCAAAAUCUUUAUGUGGUACUCCAGAAUAUUUAGCACCUGAAAUUAUUGAACAAGUAGGCCAUGGAAAAGCGGUGGAUUGGUGGAGUUUAGGAAUAAUGAUCUAUGAAAUGUUAACUGGGAAUUUACCCUUUAAUAGUUCUAAUAGAAGUGUUUUAUUUGAAAGAAUCAAAUAUGAGAAUUUAACGUAUCCUAAAAAUAUAUCUCCUACAGCUAUUGAUUUAUUAAAAAAAUUAUUCGAAAAAAAUCCUAAUAAAAGAUUAGGUUCAGGAGUAACAGAUGCAGAAGAAAUAAAAAGACACCCUUUUUUUAAAAGUGUUAAUUGGGAUGAUGUAUUAAAUAAAAAAGUUAAACCUCCUUUUAAACCUCCUUUAUUUAAUCAAAUAGAUCUACAAAAUUUUGAUAAGGAAUUUUUAUGUAUGCCCUUGAGAUAUUCAGAUCAAUUUGAUACAGAUCCAAUGUCAAGUUCACAAAAAAAUAACAUAAUUAAUAAUUUUAACUACAAUAAUUAUGAAUGA
Messenger RNA from Plasmodium relictum, 2073 nucleotides. RefSeq names its product rac-beta serine/threonine protein kinase, putative (gene PKB). The transcript is spliced from 2 exons. The coding region runs from base 1 to 2073 and encodes 690 amino acids. The record is from RefSeq and is a predicted model, not a curated record. Gene Ontology annotation, molecular function: protein serine/threonine kinase activity; ATP binding. Lineage: Eukaryota; Apicomplexa; Aconoidasida; Haemosporida; Plasmodiidae. Gene Ontology annotation, biological process: protein phosphorylation.